Colletotrichum graminicola M1.001 is the source of this 273-nucleotide messenger RNA. RefSeq lists its product as uncharacterized. The transcript has 2 exons. NCBI's taxonomy places the organism in Eukaryota, Fungi, Ascomycota, Sordariomycetes, Glomerellales, Glomerellaceae. The record is from RefSeq and is a predicted model, not a curated record. Bases 1 to 273 code for a protein of 90 amino acids.
AUGAGCGGCUUCACAAAGUUCCGCGCCGGCCUUACGGCCACGGGCUGCGCCGCCAUCAUAUUUACCGGCGCCACUUACGGCGCCGGCCUCAAGACCCAGAAGGAAUGGAAAGAGGAAAGAAAAAGCUUCUGGGAGUCUCCGUACGACGAGCAAAUUUCCCUUCUUGAGGGUCAGCGCGGCCGCCUGGUUACGGAACGCCGUAAUUGGGAGAGGAAGCUCACGUACUUGGAGGAGAGGAUAAAGGAGAGGGAGCCGAAGAAGCCCGAGAGCUGA